AUAUUACACAUAAUUGCUGAUGAUUGUCCAGCUGUUAAGAUUUUAUCAACAUCAACAGUAAAAAAAAGAAAAAAAAAAAACUCAGUCUGUGUAUACUUGUUCUCUUAAUUCUACAUGCAUGCAGACACUUCCCCUUUUUCCAAAAAACAACUCUCGUUGUUCAGUUUUUGAACAAUAAAUAUGUCAACGGUGAGGACCUGAUGCCCUCGAACAUACUGCAGUUUUAUGAGGUCAGGUAAUGGCAUAAAACCAAACACAAAGCUUAAUGUCUGCGGUGCUUCUGCGCCUGCAUAUGUAACAUCUAUAACACUUCCAGGGUGUGAGCUGGUCCCUGUUAAAAAACACUUAAGUCACGCUCUCGUGUAAGCUGUUAUUCUCUGCACAGCUUCCUCUGCAGUGUGUCGGUAAUAACUUUAACACUCCAGAGUAAGAAAGCAAACUGCAAUAUGAGGAAGGGGUGGAGUGAUCACAUUUAAAAAAAAAAUAAGCAUGUAAAUGUGAAAAAAAGAAGCAUCGGAGAGAAGAAAACGUGAGCCAAAAAAGCUUUCGAAACUGCUGAAGCAAACCACAAUCGAGCAGCAGCAAUGGAGUCUUCACAAGGACACGGAGACGGUGAAGCUAAGCGGGAAACACUUGCAGGUGCAGGAUCCUGUCAGUUUUGUCAUCUAACAGUUGGAGGGGCUAUUGCUAUAGCAGCAUUAACCCUGAUCGCAGGACUCCUAUUGUCCUUCAUUUUAUUUGUCAUAUUGACAGCAGCACCAGAAGCAAGUCAGACAUCAAGGCAGGAACUGCUGGAGCAACUGCAGCAGUGCCAGAAACAGCAGCGUGACGUGAACCUGAUGCUUCACACUGUCACUCAAGACUCAAGAUGCAGUUUGUGCCCUGAAAAGUGGCUGUGGUGGAUGGGACGUUGCUACUUCUUCUCAGUCGGACUGCAGGAAAAUCGGCAAUGGAAUGAGAGCGCCGAGUUCUGCCGGCAGCACAACAGCAGCCUGGUUGUAAUCGAAGACUCUGCAGAGAUGGAUUUCAUCCAAGGAGUGAUGAGGAACUUCUCCCAGGUUCCUUUCCUGUGGGUGGGACUGACAGAUGCCAAGCAGGAGGGUCAGUGGCUGUGGGGCGAUGGGAGGGCAGUCCAGCACUACAUGCAGGUGAUGGUGGAGUGGGAUUCUGAUCACAGGGACUGCGCAGACCUGAGGGGAGGCGCGAGUCUGUUCGCCGCUGACUGUGAAGAGUACGGACCGUGGGCUUGCAAGAAGGAGUACUGA
This is a messenger RNA of Haplochromis burtoni (Burton's mouthbrooder), 1265 nucleotides long. RefSeq names its product natural killer cells antigen CD94. Bases 585 to 1265 code for a protein of 226 amino acids. The record is from RefSeq and is a predicted model, not a curated record. The transcript has 6 exons. Lineage: Eukaryota; Metazoa; Chordata; Actinopteri; Cichliformes; Cichlidae.